AUCUGAUCUUAUCUGAUACAACCGCGUCUCACUUGUCUUCUCUCUCUCUCUCUCUCUCUCUCUCUACCCCCUCGCCUUUCACUAAUCAUUCUACCAUGCGUCAUAAAAUAAGCUACAUACGCACGUUAAAGUCUUUCGGCUAUAUAUAAGCUUAAUAAUGCUCGCUCAGAGAGUAUGCUGCUCUCUCUCCCCAACCCUUAGUCCACAUCAGUGCACUUUAUUUUCAUCUUCUGGGGUAACUAGAUCAAGAGAGAGAGAGAGAAGCUUAUUCAUUACUAAUAGUCCAUCGUGUCAAUCCAUAAUCACCAUGUCCUUGCUAGUUUCUCUCUGGAUCCUCCUUCCUAGCCUUAUUACCGUUCAUAUUUCACCAACCAAUGCCCUCCGCCUUCUGCUCGAAGAAGCUGAUACUGCCCAGAUGAAGAAGUUUGAUCGAAAUGAAAAGCCAGAACAGAAGAGUAAACUAAACCUUGGGCAUCUGAGCUAUGUAGAGGGAACACGAAGAUUAUUAACGAACCAUCAGUAUGCAUAUAGAACUCCCUACAGUACCGCAACAGCCCGUGAAGAUCUGCUCAAGAAGAGGAUUGAUGAGCCUCACCGCAGUGAUGAUUAUAAUAAGAAAAUAUAUUCAGGAUUCACCGCCUCAUCAACCAGGCCUCUCAUGUCAUUCUCUAGCGAGAGCCGGAUCAACAAGUCUAGUCCCGCGUCUUUCUCGGACUAUUCCCAACCAAGAAUGCGAUCUCCUUCUCAUAAUUGAUGAUCCUCUCUCUUUUCUCGUUUUUUAUCCAUUAGUAUACUCAAUUAAUUAGUUUUUCUAAUUAUUAUAAUGUUUCCCAUGCUUCGAGGCUACAAUUUUUGUCCGAGUGAUAAUUAUAUACCGUGUAGACAUCUAGCUAGACUUUAAUUACGGAUAUUAAGAGAUUAACAGCACGCUUUUCCAGUUGAGGCUAAGUUAUAUCCAUCACUGUGUAAUGGUUUCUUUUCCUUCUUAUCAUAGCAUGGAGAUAUAUACAUAUA
Molecule: messenger RNA, 1014 nt
Organism: Punica granatum (pomegranate)
Lineage: Eukaryota; Viridiplantae; Streptophyta; Magnoliopsida; Myrtales; Lythraceae
Source: RefSeq, a predicted model, not a curated record